Molecule: messenger RNA, 240 nt
Organism: Ustilago hordei
Lineage: Eukaryota; Fungi; Basidiomycota; Ustilaginomycetes; Ustilaginales; Ustilaginaceae
Exons: 2
Coding region: 1-240 (79 amino acids)
Source: RefSeq, a predicted model, not a curated record
AUGCUUACAUAUCCCACAUGCGUCGCCACCUAUGAGGAUCAGUCGGACGAUACAGAAAACGAUACAGAAACCAUGUUAGAUUACGGGUCAGCGAGGUGGCUCGCUGGCUCCCAGCCCGCCGUAAGCGGGCCGAUCGAGCGCAGAAAAGAGAGGGUCGUACAGGCGGAACGUAAGGGAGGGAAUCAGGUGGGAAAAGAAAGAUUGGCAAGGUCGAUGCUGAAGCGACACUUGCCGAAAUGA